UCGAAACUCGCUACGCUACAGGAACAAAUUUGCCGGAACCAGCUGAUUCUUCAUCAACCUUGACAAAAAUAAGAUGUUACGUAACUGGAAGCUGUUGCAUUUCAUGAAGUAUCAACAGACAGAUAUCGUUAUUUACUCGAUUGUAUCGAAAGCUGUUAGGAAGCGCUUUCAAGCGAUACUUUCGCUGAUUUCUAACAACGACGUACUUUCAUUCUUAUCUGAAAUUACAGACCACCUAGAAGCGCCACCUACACCUGCCGCUUAACUAUGGAAGAUGAAAGUGCUUGGGUAAUUAAAAAAGAUUGCUCCGGAGUUGACACAGAUUCGGUCAAAAGCUUCUGCUUCGACAGUGACUCUGUGGCUCUACGAAUAGCAAGAAUGCUUCCUUAUGCUCUUAUUAUUUUGGGAUCUACGGUUGGAAAUAUUCUGGUCGCUUUCGUUGUCUUCAGAAGUCGCCCCAUGCGAAAGGCGAUAAACUUCUUUAUCGUGAACAUGGCUAUGAGCGAUUUAUUGAUCACACUGGUGUACAUGCCGAGAGUGAUUGGCAUUCUAUUAAGAGGUUACGAAUGGCUUUCCGAAGGCAUAGCUGGGUUAGUGUUUUGUAAACUGGUGUACUUCAUUCAUGAGACAGCUGUCAGUGUGACAAUAUUUUCUGCAAUCUGUAUCAGCGGUGAACGUUUCCUAGCUGUUGUACGUCCAUUGAAGACUUUGGCCAACGGCACUAAAGCGGCGCGCUACUUAAUCGCUCUUACAUGGAUGAUAUCCUCGCUUCUUAGGAUUCCAAUCUUGAUCGCAAACAAAAUUGGUGAACACUGUGGCAAAGUAUACUGCAGCCUCUCUCUGGAUGAAGUGUUUUGGCCAGGUUCCUCAGUAUUAUACCACAAAUUCAACUUGAUUGGCAUGUAUGCCACGCCCAUGGGAGUCAUGAUCGCUCUGUAUUCAGCAACGAUCUUUUCUUUAAAGAGAAGAAGUCGUCCUGGAAAUAGAGUUACAACCGAGAACACACAAGCUACGGAGAUGAACAGAAAAGUGUCCCGAAUGGUGCUCGUAGUUACAACUGCUUUCAUUCUUUGCUGGAUUUUAUACUUUAUUAUUGCCGUUUUGAUGUCGUAUGACGUAAAAAUCUCAUGCAAUAUUCUGUAUCUUAGACUUCUUUUCGCCCACUCCAACUGCGCGCUGACGCCUGUGCUUUAUGCGCUGUUUAGUGAAAAUUAUCAGCGGGAGUUUAGAAACUUGUUUUGGGCAUGUCUUUGCCUGCGGCGCCCAAGGCGACGAGCAAGAACUAGCGAACGUUUGGGAAUCAACGAGAGGGCAUGGACUGUAGAAACAAUGACGGAAUGUCAACUAUAAAUUUCUCAGUUGCUAUCAGCUCAUUUUAAAAACAACUAGUAUACAAAUGAUCAGGUGUUAUUUAUGAAAACUGGUGCAAAUUAAAGUGGGUUUCCAUUUUCGGUGAAGAAAUCCGAGAACAAGUAAUAAAUAUGAAAUAAAUCAAUGUGUAAUUUGUAAUUGACCGUCUUUACUUUGCUAUGUGAUUGUUCGACCUAAAACUCACCCUAAUUUCUUAACUAAUCAGACUCUCAGUUUGAUUGUUUUUUGGCACAAAACAGGAUCAAGCCCUCAGUGAUAUCCACUUUUUUACCGUAUAACAGAUCGGCGAAAACUAUCAUGAUGUGACUAAAUUGUUUGUGGUUAUUAUAAACUUGUCCAUUUUGCUAAUAUUUGAUUUUUACUCGGGC
Messenger RNA from Pocillopora damicornis (cauliflower coral), 1739 nucleotides. RefSeq names its product QRFP-like peptide receptor. The record is from RefSeq and is a predicted model, not a curated record. Gene Ontology annotation, molecular function: G protein-coupled receptor activity. Gene Ontology annotation, cellular component: plasma membrane. NCBI's taxonomy places the organism in Eukaryota, Metazoa, Cnidaria, Anthozoa, Scleractinia, Pocilloporidae. Gene Ontology annotation, biological process: G protein-coupled receptor signaling pathway.